This is a messenger RNA of Antechinus flavipes (yellow-footed antechinus), 957 nucleotides long. RefSeq names its product olfactory receptor 52N2. The record is from RefSeq and is a predicted model, not a curated record. Lineage: Eukaryota; Metazoa; Chordata; Mammalia; Dasyuromorphia; Dasyuridae. The coding region runs from base 1 to 957 and encodes 318 amino acids. Gene Ontology annotation, biological process: G protein-coupled receptor signaling pathway. The transcript has a single exon. Gene Ontology annotation, cellular component: membrane. Gene Ontology annotation, molecular function: olfactory receptor activity; G protein-coupled receptor activity.
AUGCCCAACUCCAACAGCUCCAGCUUGACUCCCAUAUUUUUCAUUCUGAAUGGAGUUCCUGGGUUGGAAGCAUCUCAUAUAUGGAUCUCUCUCCCAAUCUGCUCCAUGUACCUCAUUGCUGUUUUGGGGAAUAGUGGACUCCUCUAUUUAAUUCACCAUGAGGAAUCCUUGCACCGGCCUAUGUAUUACUUUUUGGCUCUACUUUCCUUCACUGAUGUUACCCUUUGCACCACAACUGUACCCAAUAUGCUCUGUAUCUUCUGGUUCAACCUUAAGGAGAUCACUUUUAAUGCUUGCCUAGUCCAGAUGUUCUUUGUUCAUGUGUUGACUGGGAUGGAAUCUGGUGUACUCAUGCUCAUGGCCCUGGACCGCUAUGUGGCCAUCUGUUAUCCCUUACGCUACACUACCAUCCUCACCAAUUCUGUCAUAGCCAAAGCUGGGUUCAUCACCUUUCUGCGGGGUGCAAUGCUCAUCAUCCCUUUCACAUUCCUCUCCAAGAGGCUGCCUUACUGCCAAGGAAACAUCAUCCCUCACACUUACUGUGACCACAUGUCUGUAGCUAAGGUGUCCUGUGGGAAUGUCAAAAUCAAUGCUAUUUAUGGUCUGAUGGUUGCUUUAUUAAUAGGUGUAUUUGAUAUCUGCUGCAUCUCUGUAUCUUAUACCAUGAUUCUGCGGGCUGUAGUGAGCCUCUCCUCUGCAGAUGCUCGACACAAAGCCUUUAGUACCUGCACAUCUCACAUUUGUGCUAUAGUUAUCACGUAUGUUCCCGCUUUCUUCACUUUAUUUACCCAUCGCUUUGGAGGACACACUAUUCCCCAUCAUGUUCACAUCCUUGUGGCCAAUUUUUACUUGCUUCUGCCUCCCACAAUGAACCCUAUUGUCUAUGGAGUAAAAACCAAGCAGAUCAGAGAAGGAGUGAUCAAACUCUUAUUUGGGGAAAAAGACUUCUUGGCCUAA